This is a messenger RNA of Fusarium redolens, 1788 nucleotides long. RefSeq lists its product as uncharacterized. Bases 1 to 1788 code for a protein of 595 amino acids. Lineage: Eukaryota; Fungi; Ascomycota; Sordariomycetes; Hypocreales; Nectriaceae. The transcript has 6 exons. The record is from RefSeq and is a predicted model, not a curated record.
AUGGAAGAAAGACUCGAAAACAAUGCGGACGGAACAGCGCAGAAGAGCAUAUUUCCCCAACCCGUCAGGCACUUGGCUGGACAUGAUGCAACGACAACGAACCUAGACGCAGUGGUUAAUGCCACACCCGAUAUGCCGUCUAUCUCACAAGACUCAGCUUUGGCCCUUUGGGAUACGAUUAAGGACAAGCUGGGGCUCCAGGAUCAACAUCAACCACCAAUUCCACUUCCUAUAGUACCCGAGGCACGUUUUGACAGCAAAGAUCUCGAGGAGAGCCCCAAGUGUCACGAAAAGACUAGACCGGACGUGCGGAAUGAGAUUCAGCAGUGUGUUGAUGAUGCCAAUGAGAAGAUCUCUCUCCGAGACCAGUUCGACACACUUAUCUACAAGCCGCUGAGUUCUAUUCAAUGCGGUCUGAGGAGUAUGCUCAUCAUUAUUGAUGGACUUGACGAGUGCACGAGACCUAACGAUAUUCCAUUGAUGCUGAAGCUAUUUGCCAGUUUGAGGGAUGUGAAUGGCAUUCGACUCCGUGUGCUUCUCACCAGCCGACAGACUCGUCCACUCACCAAUGCCUUCACCCCCUUUGUAAAUGCUGCCACCGGUCGAGAUAUGGCACUGCACGAGGAGUUUCUGGAAGUCACUCGACUAGAGACGAGGAUAGUUCUCACAGAUGGUUUGGCAGAUAUCAAGCUAGACCAGAUAUACGAGCUGAUCAUGAGCUCUAUCUUGGCAGGAGAAGGAGAUGAUGACAUCCCAGAGCCAUUAGACGAGGAUGAACUUCUCGAUCUCCAACUUAUUGUAGGGUCCCUUGUUCUUCUACUCACCCCCCUCCCAACCAGAGCCCUGCAGAGCCUCCUCUCCGUGGACGAGGAUAGAUUCAACACCAUCCUAGACGCUCUACAUGCAGUCGUUCGCGUACCUGACGAUGAAUGUCCCGUUGAAUUGAUACACAAAUCAUUUGCAGACUAUGUUCUUGGAAAUGAGACCCCAGGAACCUUCAACAUCGACCAGUCAAAAACACACGAUAUAGUAGCAGAACGAUGCAUCAACCGAAUGCCGCGAGGACUGCGCAAGAACAUUUGCAAUGUCGGCGCUCCGUUAAUCAUGUCACACGAGUUCGACCAAGAGACCGUUGCAAGAUCUGUUCCCCCUGACCUUGCGUAUGCUUGCAUGUACUGGGUAUACCAUACAGAACGAGGCCGUAAUGCUGUUGACCUGUUCAGAAGUACCCUCUUCAAGUCUACGGUUUACCCAGAAAGCAAAGCGAAACAACUCUUUGCUCAAUCUCGAGCCACACUACUAGCAAGUAUCGCCGGUAUCUAUGGUGGGUUGACCUUACGGCCAGAUUCCUGGGAUAAAACAAGGAUAUACGAACCACGUGCCGUUGCAAUCUCCCCGGAUGGCAAAACCCUUGCAGCAUGUAGUCAUGGGCAAAUAAUAGUUGCUGAUGUAGCAACAGGAGUUUUCUAUGGCUGCUGGUUUAAGCGGCAACAUGUUAUACAUUGGGAUUUCCAAAAUGGCAGUCACUCUAUCAUCAAAAGCAGGCAAUUGCUUAAGAAGACUGAAAUGAUCGGAGGAAAGGUAUUCAACAGCAUAGCUAACGUUUCCCUUUCUGUGAAAGGCCCUACCGAUUGGACAGUUGCAUUAAUCGAUGAGCGUGGAGCGAUCUUCGUUUGGUUCGGAUCUCAAAAGGUUACAAGCGAAUUAUCUUACAUCGAGGCACACCAGAUUAGACAAGGUUUCUAUCAAGUCGCAAUAUCAGUAAUGCGGAUCCAUCAUCGCAUCUAG